Ctenocephalides felis (cat flea) is the source of this 2257-nucleotide messenger RNA. RefSeq names its product 4F2 cell-surface antigen heavy chain-like. Lineage: Eukaryota; Metazoa; Arthropoda; Insecta; Siphonaptera; Pulicidae. Gene Ontology annotation, biological process: carbohydrate metabolic process. The record is from RefSeq and is a predicted model, not a curated record.
UAUAACCGAGACAAAGUCUAACAAAUAUUAUUAUUAAAUAAUUAAAAAGACCGACAGAACAAACAUCUGUUUGUGGUAAAUGAAUUAUAUAAGUUUUGGGAAACAAGCUUAGCAUAGAUCAACAGAAUUUUCAUGCUAUCUUUGCUCUUGGAAAAGUGAAUACGCAAUUACCGUGACCGCAGUUAAUUUUAUAUGUUAGACUGAGUGACAAGUUGAAGGAAAAAAAUAAAAAAUGUCUCUGAAUCCAGACACAUGUUCAGUCCUUUUGGAUCCAGCAUCUGCUUCAAUGAUUUCAUCGUCCACUUCGACGACAGCUUUUCUUGCCGAUGAGGAAGCAUCCACUUGCCCACUCUUGUUAUCAGCUACUCCAAGUCCUCCGCCUUUAGACUACGUCGAUCCACCUAGCAGAGUACAAGCCGAGGAAGAUGCAUCCACUUGUCCACUCCUCUUAUCAGCCACACCAAGUCCACCGCCACUGGACUACGUGGAUCCACCAGAUGGUAAAACUGACAAUCCAUGCGCAGAAGAAGGAGUAGAGCAAGGAUGCUGUGUGCAAAAUACAGAAGAAGAAGAAAAUGAAGGAAUGGGCAACGAAGAGACCAGCUCUUCUGAUGGUACUGAACCAGCUCAAGCACUCUUUGGCGGCAUGAGGGAAUAUCAGCAUCUUGGUUUCACACAUCAGCAGGAUGUGUGUUCCGGUAAGCCUCCACUUCCUACUGGUGGCUCAGACCCAUGUUUUGCUUCUUGGAAUUGGCCAGUCAUCCGAGCUUUUGCCUUUUGGCUAUGCACUCUUUCAGUGGUAGCUUGCGGAGUAGCUGUUGGUUACACUCUUGCAACAUUACCGAAGUCUUGUGAUCCAAAAACAACUUGGUAUCGAGGUGGAGUAUUUUACGAAGCUUCGCCGCUAGUAUUCAGUGAUUCCGAUGGAGAUGGCAUAGGAGAUCUCAAAGGAAUCGCUUCAAGGAGUGACUACUUGAAAACUCUCGGCAUUUCAGCUUUGCACUUGAAUAACAUCUUUCCAUCGCGUCACAAAGGAGAUAUUUUUAUUCCCGUAGCAACGAUUUUGGAGUUAGAUGAAGCCCUCGGAACACCUGAAGAUUUCAUAUACUUAGCAGAAGUAUUGCACUCAAGAAAUAUAUCAUUAGUUUUGGAUUUGCCUGUUUAUCCGUAUGUGAAAAAACUACAACCCGUUCACAAAUUGAAAUCAGCAGACGAAGAUCAGCAGACCAAAUUAUUAAGUGCUAAUAAAUAUAAUGAUACCGAGGAUAACAAAUACAAUUUUGACGACAACGUAUUGCAGGGAACUGAUGAUGAAAUCGGUAGAGCAAUUAAAUUAUGGGCUGAUCGAGGUGCUGAUGGAUUUUAUCUCUUGGGUAUUGAGAACUUAGCUGACGACGAGAAUCUUCUAGAUUCUUUAGCUGGAUGGAAAAGUAUUUUAGGAGAAGAAAAAAUCCUGAUUGUGAAAAAAGAACUGUUAGAUAACUUGGAUAACGAUGGAGAAAUAGACAGUGUCCUUGCCAGCGCAGAUCUCAUUGACGUACGACUGACUGCUUGGAAUGACAGUGCUGAUUUGGGUUCUCAGAUUGAAAGAUCACUGAGUGGUCCUUUAUCACCAGAACGAGGUGCAUGGAUACAUUGGACAUUAGGAUAUGGACACUCAAACUUUUUUUCGGAUGAAAAUUUGCCGUAUGUACCGUCUUCUAGCUUACCACACAACGCAACCUUGGCUACCACUCUCAUGCAGAUGAUGCUACCUGGAACCACAAGUAUUCAUCACGGAGAUGAAAUUGCUUUGCAGAAAAAUGAAGAUUCGGAAAGAGAUCUAUUAGUGAACUCGGUGGAUCGCUUCAGCACAGAACAAAUUGCUGCUAUGAUUCGUUUACGAUUAACAACACCUGUAAUAUAUAAAAACUCCAUCAGAAAACAAGAUAUCGUUUCGAGUAAUUUUGCAGUGCGAAGUAGCGCAGACAACUUGCUCGUAUUAGAACGAUGGUACCCUCGACGGAACUCAAUUGCUUCCAUCACCAAUAUGUCCCCAGCCAGUGUCACAUUGGAUUUGUCCAGCAUGUUUUACAGUGGAAUGCGAAUGCUUUAUCCUCAUAAUAACGAACAUCUUUCUCAAACAUCCGAAGAAUAUGAAAAAAUCUAUUUUAAAUCAUUGCACUUGCACCCGCACGAAACACUUGUUGUCCGACUAGAUAAGUAAGUGUUUUAUGAGAAACAUACAUCUAUGAAGUGUGAUAUUUUUUAUAUUCAU